UGCACUGUUGUUUGGUCUGAACUGCUUUGCACUUGGAGAUUCAAGUUUUCUACAAGAUGGCAAACCCACAGCUCUAUCUGAGGUUCAUGUGGUUGGCUCUGUUGUUCACAAUGCUGGCUUUUCAAGAUGUAUCCAGUGACCACUCGACAUUGCACAAGAUCUUAAAAAGAAGUGAUGGAUCUGACAGUAGCCAUCCUGCAGCCUCCCAGUCCGUCGUGAUGGCUCCGUCCAGGGCUCAGGAGUUUCUGUUGAAGCUGCGGCGCCCCAAGAGGCAGGUUUGGGACCGCAGUCGAGCAGACGUGCAGCAGUGGAUUCAACAGUUCAUGUACAUGGGCUUUGAUGAGCAGAGGCUGGAGGCAGACCUGUCCUAUUGGAUGGACCACGCUCGCUCACAUGACCAGGGGCGGCAGCACCAUUAUGAUGAGAACUCCCCUGUGGGCCCUCGUGACCACACCUCCUACAGACACGGGGCCAAUGUGAACUAUGACUACUACUGA
This is a messenger RNA of Periophthalmus magnuspinnatus, 497 nucleotides long. RefSeq names its product ECRG4 augurin precursor a (gene ecrg4a). The transcript has 4 exons. Lineage: Eukaryota; Metazoa; Chordata; Actinopteri; Gobiiformes; Gobiidae. Gene Ontology annotation, biological process: cellular senescence; G1 to G0 transition; anaphase-promoting complex-dependent catabolic process. The coding region runs from base 57 to 497 and encodes 146 amino acids. The record is from RefSeq and is a predicted model, not a curated record.